Choloepus didactylus (southern two-toed sloth) is the source of this 369-nucleotide messenger RNA. Its product is annotated as histone H2B subacrosomal variant-like. NCBI's taxonomy places the organism in Eukaryota, Metazoa, Chordata, Mammalia, Pilosa, Megalonychidae. Gene Ontology annotation, molecular function: DNA binding; structural constituent of chromatin; protein heterodimerization activity. Gene Ontology annotation, biological process: nucleosome assembly. Gene Ontology annotation, cellular component: nucleosome. The transcript has a single exon. The coding region runs from base 1 to 369 and encodes 122 amino acids. The record is from RefSeq and is a predicted model, not a curated record.
AUGGCCAGAUCCAUCAGCAGAAAGUACAGGUGCUCCAGAGAACAUCUAACUACAAUCUCCAGAAAGAAAUCAAGUUCCAGUGCCAUGCUUGGCCAUAGAAAUUAUUCACUCUACGUAAACAGGGUCCUGAAAGAAGUGGUUCCCCAGAAGGGCAUAUCAUCUCGCACCUUGGACGUCAUGAACACCCUGAUCAACAACAUCUUUGAGCGCAUUGCUUUGGAAGCCUGCAACAUGAUGUAUUUCAGAAAUCGCUGCACUCUCACUCCGGAAGACAUCAAGAAGGCAGUGUAUUUGCUGUUGCCUGAGAAACUGGCUAAGUAUGCAGUGGCUUUUGGAAGCGAAGCAGUCACCAAAUAUGCCCGCUCCUAA